Molecule: messenger RNA, 537 nt
Organism: Emys orbicularis (European pond turtle)
Lineage: Eukaryota; Metazoa; Chordata; Testudines; Emydidae
Gene: UBE2C
Product: ubiquitin conjugating enzyme E2 C
Exons: 6
Coding region: 1-537 (178 amino acids)
Source: RefSeq, a predicted model, not a curated record
AUGGCCUCGCAGAACGCGGACCCCGCCGCCCGGCCCAGCGCCGCCCGCAAGGGGGCCGAGCCCGGCAGCAGCGCGGCCCGCGGCUCCGUGGGGAAGCGGCUGCAGCAGGAGCUGAUGGCGCUGAUGAUGGCCGGCGACAAAGGGAUCUCCGCCUUCCCCGAGUCGGACAAUCUCUUCCGCUGGAUCGGGACCAUCGACGGCGCCGCUGGGACGGUGUACGAGGAGCUGAGGUAUAAGCUUUCCCUGGAGUUCCCUGACGGGUAUCCCUACAAUGCCCCCACCGUCAAGUUCCUCACCCCCUGCUAUCACCCCAACGUGGACACGCAGGGCAACAUCUGCCUGGACAUCCUCAAGGACAAGUGGUCGGCGCUCUACGACGUCCGGACGAUCCUGCUGUCCAUUCAGAGCCUGCUGGGAGAGCCGAAUGUUGAGAGCCCCCUGAACACACAUGCGGCCGAACUCUGGAAGAACCAAGCAGCCUUUAAGAAAUACCUGCAGGAAACGUACGCAAAGCAGGCGAAGAGCCAGGAGACCUGA